AUGGCUAUCAUCAACAAAUCUAAGAACAACAGUGUUGGUUUCUUAUCCGUGACAUGGGAGGCUGCACAGGUGGAUGGCAGAGUUCGUUCUUUUUUCAGCUCUGAAGGUGUAAGGUAUUUCACCCUAGACAGGUCAGCAAAAUCAAGAGGGACCCCUCCACCUCAGGCUGGGCGGGCACAGUGCUGGAUUUUCCCCUUGUGCAUUGAGACUGUUUCUUCAUCUCCUCCACCAGACAGGGAGUCCCGUGAUGCGGGGACCUUAUCACGCUCACAGCUGUAUCUCCAGAGCCUAGCACUUUGCUUGGCAUACAGUAGGAGCUCAAUAAAUACUUCCCAAGUGACUGAGUGCAUUGUGUCAGCAUCAGGAAGCCACCGGGCCCUGAGGGAGCCGGGGAGAUGGGAAGAAAGCUUUAGAACUCUUGCCCUGCCUUACAUUAGCAGGAGCUCUUCUAAGUCCUGA
This is a messenger RNA of Pteropus alecto (black flying fox), 459 nucleotides long. RefSeq names its product chromosome unknown C22orf24 homolog (gene YWHAH-AS1). NCBI's taxonomy places the organism in Eukaryota, Metazoa, Chordata, Mammalia, Chiroptera, Pteropodidae. The record is from RefSeq and is a predicted model, not a curated record.